Klebsormidium nitens is the source of this 2118-nucleotide messenger RNA. The record is from the annotation of a GenBank genome assembly. Lineage: Eukaryota; Viridiplantae; Streptophyta; Klebsormidiophyceae; Klebsormidiales; Klebsormidiaceae.
AUGCAAUCACGGUCGAGCGUGUGGUACAGGGUGAACAUCAAUCGUGCGGCUCAGAAGGCUGGCCCAGACCCCGGUUCCAAGGAAGGCACAGAUCUCCAUACUUCGAAGAAGCGCUUCAUCACCUCCGAAAAUGCAAAGGACAAAGAAAGGAGCUCUGACUGUGCCGCUGCAACAGAGAUACUGAGGGCCCAAUUCUCCUUCACCUUCCUGCAGGUCCUCAGCAUGAGCGUGGCCAAAGAGCCCCCCCUUCGGCAGCGCCCCCUCUCCCCGGGGCCAAAAGUGACCCCCCUGAUGCGAAAACUUGCCAACCAGCACGUCAUUCGAGCCGCCGAGAACCUCCUGAAAAUGGCGGACACAUUGCCCGCCCCUUGUGCUGAGCUGGAGUCAGCCUCAGAAGCUCUCCCGGCGACUUCAAAGCUCGAGACUGCAGAGCUCAAGACGGAGACGAUAAAGGAAGAACCUCCACCUCUUAAGCUACCCCACUUGUCGUCCGUUUCUUCCCAGAACCGCCUCGAGCGGCGGCGCAGCAAUCUCAAGACGCAGAUCAGUAAAGAGGGGGCCGCCAACAGCGUGAUUUCGCCCCCCAUGAGUCCCCGGAAAAACGUACAGUGGCGAGAGCAUCACGAGACGAAGAUCUUCCGACGGUCACCCGAGCCCUCAGAGGACCCCGAAGAGGUCAUCAAGGGUUCGGAGUCGGCUUCAGAAGAACGGGACGGCAGAGACGGUGCCACGUCUCCUUCCGACAACGCGCCCAGCAGCAGCGGGCACCGCGGCUGGUGGGAGGGUUUGGAGCGGGUUUUGGGUACGGCCGGCCGCGUGCUGUACCACGAGGUGGCGCUCCUGGCGGGGCAUAUGCCGCUCCAGGAGCACGCGCUGGGGCACAGCCUGCAGCACGUGGCGGACACGGUCAGCGACGAGUGCCACCGCCUGCUGACGGAUGCCGUACCGGAGUGGAUCUAUGAGCAGAUCAGUGCUGACGUGGACGAGCUGGCGGGACGGUUCGCGGGUCUGGCGGUGGCGAUGAACGGCGCGGAUGAGAUGGACCGGGGGGACCUGGUCAUUGCCGCGGCAGCGAUCGCAGCGGUCGGUGCGGAAGCGGAGGAGCAGAUGCGGACUCUGGUGGCCGGAAUGCCGCUAACGGAAACGGAACUCGCCGUCAAGAUGCAGGCGGCUCUUGACGCGAUCAAUGAGGUCGCUACCGAGAACGCCCCGUCGGAACGGCACGCGUUUCUGCACGCGAGCGUGACGUCAGAAAGCGAGCGGAUGUGCGCGAUGUUUGAGAACCUUGUGGUGGCGGCAAACAACGAUAAGGAGGCGGACCCGCGCGAGAAGCUGCUCGCGCAGGCGCUGGGCGCGCUGAGCCGCACGAUGGAGGGCGCGUUCACAGCAGCGGUCCUGCCGAUGGAGGCGGUAAAGCUGGACGGCAAGAUGCGGCGCAUGGUCGAGUUCGGGGUCGAGUGGCUGCGCCGGGAAGCGCGGACGAAAAGGAUCCCUUCUGAACAGGAGAACGGACUGCUGGCGGAACUGCGGCGCAGGGCGGAGCCGCUUGCGUCGGGAUACAGGGCGAAGAAUGUAGCAGCUCGAUUGCCAGCAUCUUCAGAAGGGGACGGUCGGAGUUGAAGGUUUGAUGCUCUAGGGAGAACGAUCCGAGAAACCGUACGCGGGAGGGCCAAUAAGCAUGCCACAGUGGUGGCGUAAGUUAGGUAGCUGUGGAUUGCGAGGUGUGUUGAGAAGGACAGCAGUCCUCUCGAAGGCCCGACUGUUUGAUCAAAGAAAUGUCAGUCUAGGUAGAUCGACUGCCAGACACGAUGUGAGAACCAUCUUCUUACAGGCUUGGGAAGUUGAAAGAUAUCAAGAAGUCUAGUAUAGGUGCCAGAUGCGCCAUAGAUCAAGAGCGCAAGAUCAGACUUCCAGAUGCUGUACAACAGAAGAUCAAUCGCGGGUUAGAAGAAUGAGCGCGGGAUAGGUGUGUCAAUCGCAGAUCUACAAAGUCCGAAGGCCGCUGACUCGAACCGUAGCAGACACUGAUCAACGCAGAAUGAGAACGAUUGAAUAGCAUCAGCUUUAGUAGUGGAUCUGAUCACUGGGGGACAUUUGCACGUGAUUAGAAAAGUGCCA